Messenger RNA from Symbiodinium necroappetens, 421 nucleotides. NCBI's taxonomy places the organism in Eukaryota, Dinophyceae, Suessiales, Symbiodiniaceae. The record is from the annotation of a GenBank genome assembly.
GAGAAGCACCAGCGCUGGGAAUUGGCAGACAGUGCCUUGGAUGUCGAGGAUCUGCGGGUGCUCUUACAGGAGUCUCAUCGCAGCAAGGUGGAGAAGGAGCUGCAGAUGCAGCAGGCCAAGCAUGACGAAGACGUGGAUCGCAUUCUGGUCCAGGUGCAGUCUUUCCAACAGGAGCUGAAGUCAGCGAUUGAAACCAAGCAGUUGCUGGACAAGGCGUCCAUGCAAGAGGCCCACAAGCUGCAGUUGCAGGAGCUACAGGACAAGCUCAAAGAAAGCAGUGGAUGCGAGGAUCUACUGCAGAAGCUUGCCGACUUGGAAGCGGAGAAAGCAGAAUGCCAAAGCCGCUUGGUUCAAGCAGCCGAGGCGCUGUCGAGCCACGAGGCUGCCUUGCAGGAGGCCCUUCAGGAGGCAACAGAUCUCA